Mangifera indica (mango) is the source of this 2289-nucleotide messenger RNA. RefSeq names its product protein SUPPRESSOR OF GENE SILENCING 3-like. Bases 323 to 2089 code for a protein of 588 amino acids. Lineage: Eukaryota; Viridiplantae; Streptophyta; Magnoliopsida; Sapindales; Anacardiaceae. The transcript is spliced from 7 exons. Gene Ontology annotation, biological process: regulatory ncRNA-mediated gene silencing; defense response to virus. The record is from RefSeq and is a predicted model, not a curated record.
ACCAAUGUUAAGUGUCGAAAACGAUUCCGCUUUAGACCAAGUAGGGACAGAAUCUGCAGGUCGCUGGCCAUUUUCCUCACUGUUGAGGCUCUCCUUUCUUGCUUUAACUCGAUCUCUCUUUCAAACUAAAUCUCAUUUUCGUUUGAAGCGUGAUGUUUUUGCUUCCAGAUUUUUCUUUAUAGAAUCAAUCCCGGUGCUUCACCGCUCUCGACAUUGUUGUUGAAGGUAGCCUGAGGAAGCUUAAAGGUGGGAAUAGCCGACGCUCGCUAAUUUUUUGCUCUUAUGAUUUCAGGUGUUAUAAUCUUUUGACGGAGAAUUUUGCAUGAAUAUGAGUUCAAGAAGAGGGAGUGAAAACCCAGUUGUUGGAGGCGCAGCUGAAGAUGAUGGUGUGUGGCAGGUGGCUUCAAGGAAGUCUAAAAACAGAGCUGGAACCAGUGCCGGGAAACCUAGCUUUAAUGGAUCUGGAAGGGGCCCUGUGGAAACCUGGGCACAUACUUCAGAAUCUAGGACACAACCCAUCUGGGGGGGUGUGAGGCCCCAGUUGCCCAAGAGGAUGCCUGAAAGAAAUUUUAUGACCUCCCAACCAGUGAUUCCCCCUCCUUUGGAGCGUGGUUGGAACUGGCCAUCCAGAGUUGGUUCUUCAUCAAAAGGUAGCCAAAAAUACAAAAGUGUCCACAAUGAAUGUGAGGAUAAUGCUGAUGAAAAUUAUGAUGAUGACAGCGACAACAACUCUGAUAUUCUGGAUGAUUCAGAGGAUGAACUUUUUAGUGAUGAAUUUGAUUCAGAUACCAGUCAAAAGAGUCAUGAGACUCGCAAGAAGAGUGGAUGGUUCAGAAAAUUCUUUGAAAGUUUGGAUAAUUUGACUAUUGAAGAGAUAAAUGAGCCAGAAAGGCAGUGGCACUGUCCAGCAUGCCAGCAUGGUCCAGGUGCCAUUGACUGGUACCGUGGCCUUCAACCUUUAAUGACCCAUGCAAAAACAAAAGGAGCAAAGAGGGUGAAGCUCCACAGGGAACUUGCAAAGCUUCUUGAUGAGGAGUUGCAGCAGCGGGGAACUUCAGUGGUUCCUGCUGCUGAAUCAUUUGGUCGGUGGAAAGGGUUGAUUGAUGAAGAGAAGGAUCAUGAGAUUGUGUGGCCGCCCAUGGUGGUCAUAUUGAAUACCAGGUUGGAGAAAGAUGAGCAUGAUAAGUGGAUUGGGAUGGGUAAUCAGGAACUUCUUGAGUACUUCAGCUCUUAUGAUGCUGUGAGGGCUCGACAUUCAUAUGGUCCACAGGGGCACCGUGGAAUGAGUGUUCUUAUUUUUGAAAGUUCUGCGGCAGGAUACCUGGAAGCGGAACGUCUGCAUAAACAUUUUUCUGAUCAAGGAACAGAUAGAGACUCUUGGAAUAGGAAGCAGGUACUAUUCAUCCCUGGAGGGAAGCGCCAGUUAUAUGGUUUUAUGGCAAUAAAGGAAGAUCUCGAUCUGUUCAAUCAGCAUGCUCAAGGAAAAUCUAAGCUGAAAUAUGAGUUGAGAUCAUAUCAAGAGAUGGUCGUUCAGCAAAUAAGACAAAUGAGUGAGGACAACCAGCAGCUCAUCUAUUUCAAGAACAAAGUGGAUAAGGUGCAAAGGCAUUCGAAGACACUCGAGGAAUCCUUCAGUAUUGUGAGUGAGAGGCUGCGAAAGACAAUAGAAGAGAAUCGCAUUGUUAAACAAAGGUCAAAAAUGCAGCAUGAAGAAAGCAAGGAAGAGAUGGACUUCCAAGAGAAGUUUUUCAAGGAGCAAAUCAGAUUAAUCCAGGAAGCAAGAGAUGCUAAAGAGGAGGAUUUUGAAAGGCUACAGCAGGGUGAGCGGGAGAAAGUGAAGCAAUCAGUCAACAUCGCCUCCAACACUGAAGACAUAAGCCAAAGAACUGAAAGAAUGGCAAAGUUCAUAAAUCAACAAGACAAAGAAAUGGAAAUGUUUGAGAAGAAGAGAGAGGAGUUAUUCAAAAUCCGCGAUGAAAAAAUGGCAGCAUUGAAGCGCAGGUUUUACGAAGAACAGUGUGAGAUAGAGAAUGAAUGCAGUGCAAUGUUGAGCAGAUUGAUGGAGGAAUAUGCCCGUGUUCAGGAUUAGUAGCUUUUGAAUGAUGAAUUUGUGUUAGGAAAAAGAAGAAAGGUUUUUCAAACGCCGCCAUUUGUCAGGGUUUGAUGAGCUAUGACAUAGUUUUUUGAUACUUCUUUUGAACUGUUUGGCAAAAAACUAAUAUGGGCUUAAAAAUUUACUACAGAUAUUAAAUGGGCUUCAACAUUAUGGGCAGUGAUUUUUAGCCUUCA